AUGUUUCUGUACCAUAAAGGCGACAACGGCAAUCUGGUCGUUUUUGGCGUCUACAUCGAUGAUCUACUGGCGACGGGAACGAGCGUCGCGGAUGUCGAGAGUUUCUUUGCGAGCCUGGCGUCGCUGUCUAUUAAGGGUCUCGGUCGCGCUCAUAAGUUUCUGUGGAUGCGAGUGAAGCUUGGAAUCGACGGCGCAAAUCGCAUUGACCAGGAGAAGGCAUCAAGGAGCUCUUGCGUGCUCACGGGAUGA
Peronospora matthiolae is the source of this 249-nucleotide messenger RNA. The record is from the annotation of a GenBank genome assembly. Lineage: Eukaryota; Oomycota; Peronosporomycetes; Peronosporales; Peronosporaceae.